Messenger RNA from Anopheles marshallii, 1014 nucleotides. Its product is annotated as RNA-binding protein squid-like. NCBI's taxonomy places the organism in Eukaryota, Metazoa, Arthropoda, Insecta, Diptera, Culicidae. Gene Ontology annotation, cellular component: nucleoplasm. Gene Ontology annotation, molecular function: RNA binding. Bases 1 to 1014 code for a protein of 337 amino acids. The record is from RefSeq and is a predicted model, not a curated record. The transcript has a single exon. Gene Ontology annotation, biological process: regulation of gene expression.
AUGGCCGAUGUACAGGACGCGGAAAUGAAUGGAAGCAGUCAAGACGUGCCGGAAAACGGACAAAAUCAGAUGGACAGUGAGGACAACCUGGGCGGCAAUAAUGGUGGUGGCGGUGGUGGCGGCGGCGGCGACAGUCAGAGCGGUCGCGACGACGAGCGGAAGCUGUUUGUUGGCGGUCUGAGCUGGGAAACGACCGAGAAAGAUCUGCGUGAACACUUUGGCCAGUACGGCGAGAUCGAAAGCAUCAAUGUGAAGACGGACCCGAACACGGGCCGUUCGCGUGGAUUUGCCUUCAUCGUGUACAAAGCGUCCGAUUCCAUCGACAAGGUUGUGGCGGCCGGUGAGCAUGUGCUCAACAACAAGAAGGUGGACCCGAAGCGGGCCAAGGCACGUCCCGGCAAGAUUUUUGUCGGCGGUCUCACAUCAGACAUCAGCGAUGAUGAAAUUAAGACGUUUUUCGGCCAGUUCGGUACGAUCGUGGAGGUGGAACUUCCGUUCGACAAGCAAAAGAAUCAACGCAAGGGCUUCUGCUUCAUCACGUACGAGUCGGUGCAGGUGGUGAACGAGCUGCUUAAGACGCCGAAGCAAACCAUCGCCGGCAAGGAGGUGGACGUGAAGAAGGCCACCCCCAAACCGGACGGACAGAUGGGUGGCAUGGGCGGUGGAAUGGGUGGAAUGGGCGGCGGCCGUGGAAACAUGCGUGGUGGAAUGCCCGGACGGGGUGGUAUGCGCGGUAGAGGAGGACCCAAGGGUGGCUUCGGUGGUGGCUGGGGAGGCCCCGGCGGCUACGGCUAUGACAGCUACAGUGGCGGAUACGGCGGACAGGGCUACGGUGGCGGUGGUUUCGACGGGGGCUUCGGAUACGGCGGUGGUGGUUUCGGAGGCGGUGGUGGCUACAUGAACGGUGGCCGUCAGGGUGGCCAGCGGGGCGGAAAGGGUGGCAGCGGGGGCUUCAAGCAGCGUGGUGCCGGUGGUGGUGGUGGCGAUCGUCCACCAAGGCACGCCCCUUACUAA